Molecule: messenger RNA, 750 nt
Organism: Odocoileus virginianus texanus
Lineage: Eukaryota; Metazoa; Chordata; Mammalia; Artiodactyla; Cervidae
Source: RefSeq, a predicted model, not a curated record
CUGAAGACAAAAGUUCUCUGCAAAAGCCUGCACAGGGCGAUGUGUGCAGCUAUCUGUUAGGAGGAGGGAGAGACGGGUUUCCCUUUGUUAAAAGACUUCUGCACCUGUUGGUACGCUGUCAUUAUUUUCAGCUGAAGACCUGCUAAGUCCUGGAUCUCUCUGCUGACUCUCAACCGCAGAAAGCGUCAUAUUUCAAAAAUCUGUGAAGUUUGGACAAGCAGCCAUCCCAAGAUGUACCAAAUAUCUCAACUGAUGUCAACACCAGUAGCAAGUAAAUAUUCUGCCCAGUCAGAGAAAGAAUAUGCUGUAGAGCCGUCUCCCCGAUGCAUUCUCCCAAGCUCUGUCUGUGAUUUCCUCGAUGGUGACAGUCCCUUUGAGGGCCGCUCUGGAGAUCCCCUGACGGGCUCCCCGGUCACCUGUCGACGAAGUCCCAGACUACUCACCAACGGCUACUACAUCUGGACCGAAGACAGUUUUCUCUGCGACGAAGGUGGCAACAUAACCCUGAGCCCCUCCCAGACCAGGGUUCUCUACAAGGAGAACUUAGUCAGAAUAUUUAGAAAGAAAAGGAGAAUCCGCCGUUCUUUUUCUUCUCUCUUCAACCUCAGUGCCUCUGAUUCCUGGCUGCAUGAAAGCAUCUUUGAUGAUGUUGACUCUUCCCCCAGUGAGGAUGUCUGGUUGGAGGGGGUCAGGAGGUUGGAAACAAACUACUGCAAAGAAAAUGGUAAGUUUGAACCUCUUUUUUCCAUG